Molecule: messenger RNA, 2011 nt
Organism: Cokeromyces recurvatus
Lineage: Eukaryota; Fungi; Mucoromycota; Mucoromycetes; Mucorales; Mucoraceae
Exons: 4
Coding region: 25-1977 (650 amino acids)
Biological process (GO): SRP-dependent cotranslational protein targeting to membrane
Cellular component (GO): signal recognition particle, endoplasmic reticulum targeting
Molecular function (GO): 7S RNA binding; ribosome binding; protein binding
Source: RefSeq, a predicted model, not a curated record
UUUUUUUUUUCUAAAAAAAAAAAUAUGGCGUCUACGACAAAAGAGCAAGAAACAAAAGCUCUGUUUACAGACCUAAAUAAAGCUAUUGAUAAUUACAAUGACGAACUUUGUUUAGAAAUUUGUGAAAAGCUAAUUAAAUUAAAUCCUAAUGAUCAACUUGCACUUCAAUGUAAAGUCGUUAGUUUAAUUCGUCUCGAAAAGUACAAAGAUGCUCUUACAAUAAUUGCUCGUCAAUUUAAAAACAGUGAUAUUGAUUUAUCUUACGAGAAAAUCUAUUGUUAUUAUCGUACAAAUCAACUGAUGCCUGCUAUGGAGCUUUUGAAUGAACUCAAAUCCAAACAAAAAAAUGUGGAUCCUUCUUUAUCCUAUCUCGAAGCUCAAUUGCUUUAUUCUCAAGGCCAAUUUGAAAAAGCUGUUGAAGUUUAUGAAUCACUUUUAAAAUCUACCGGCAAGAAUAAUCAUCUCCAUGAUGAGAUUCAAGUCAAUCUAUUGGCUGCAAAGGCUGGUCUACUAUUUUCUAAUAAGGAAGUAGUUAAAGAUGAUUUUAAUGUACAAGAAAGUGCUGAUCUUUAUGAAGUUGCUUACAAUGCAGCUUCUGUCUAUUUGGCUCGUGGUGAUAUCAAAAAAGCUCAAGAGCAACUUGAAUUGGCUUACAAACAAUGUAGUGAUAGAUCACAAGGAAUGAGUAAAGAAGAACAAGAUGAGGAAUUAGCUGUGAUUUCAACACAAUUAGGUUACACCUAUCAAUUACAAGGCCGUAUUAAUGAUGCUAUGAAAAUCUAUAAGCAACUUUUAAAUUCGAGUGAUGUUACCGUUGCUGCUGUUGUAUCCAAUAAUAUGGUUGCUAUUGAUCAGAAUAAAGAUUUGGAAGAUGCCACAAAGAAAUUGAAAAUUGCCACAACUAAAGAGGCUGACGCCAAGCUUAAGAAUUAUCAAAAACGUAUCAUAUCUAUGAAUGAUACUUUAUUACAGCUUUAUAAUCAAAAAUAUUCUGCCUGUAGAGAUCAAGCUCAAAAGUUGAUUGAAAAAUAUCCCGAUAACGAUAGUUUAUAUCUUAUUUUGGCCAGUGCAACUUAUCAUCAACACAAGGCUGAUAAGGCUAUUGAGGAGCUUAAAAAAUAUGCUGAAAGAAAGCCUAGUUCAGUUGCUAUUCGUUUUGCUACAAUCCAAUUACAAUUACUCGAGUCUCAACCUGCUUCUGCACUUGUUACCUUGCAAUCUUAUUUAGAUACAUUAAAGGAAGACAAGCAAAGAUAUUAUCAACCUGGCUUGAUUGCGUUGUUAGUUUGGUUAUACGAACAAACAGGACAGUCUGUAAAGGCUAUAGAAACAUUGGAUCAGGCUUCUGAUGUUUGGAAGAAUGAUAGUUCGUUUAAGAAUACAACAGCACCUACAUCUACUAUCAAGCAAGCAGCUGUUUUCAAAUUAAAGACAGGGCGCUUCCAAGAAGCUGUUGCAGAUUAUGAGCAGUUGGUUAAAGCUGAUCCUUCCGAUGCUCAGGCUAUUGCUGGUUUAAUUGCUGCUUAUGCAGAAGUAGAUCCUCAAAAGGCAGAGCAAUAUGGAAAUGCAUUACCUUCUGUUGCACUUGGUCAUUUGGAUAUAGAAACAUUAGAGACGAUUGUACCUGGUGUUAAACGAGGUUACAUUCGAAAAGAUCCUCAUGCUCCUCAUGUUCCAAAGCCCAGAAUGAAAAAGAAGAAAGCACCUAUUUAUCCCAAGAACAUGGAUCCUCAGACCAAACCUGAUCCUGAACGUUGGCUUCCCAAGUAUGAAAGAUCUACAUUCCGUAUGAAGGGAAAGAAUAAAAAGGCAUUAAAUAAGGGGCCACAGGGCGUCUCUUUAGAGGGUGGAGGAAUUGGAGGUACAGGUAGUGCUAAUAUUGGAGGCAAUAAAAAGAUACCUGAGCCUAUCAAAGAAAAGAUUUCAACUUCAAUGCCUUCAAAGAAUAAAAAGAAAAAGGGAAAAGGAAGAAGAUAAAAUUAUGAAUAAAUUUUUUUUUUUGUAUUCUGCU